Pieris macdunnoughi is the source of this 525-nucleotide messenger RNA. NCBI's taxonomy places the organism in Eukaryota, Metazoa, Arthropoda, Insecta, Lepidoptera, Pieridae. The record is from the annotation of a GenBank genome assembly.
AUGUGCUCCCAAAACCUGAGAAUAUCAAUUAUAGGAAAUGUCUGCAAGAAAUUGCAUGGCCAGUGGUAUGUAGUGCACACCUACACGUCUUUGAGUCUUAAUGUACCUACUACUACUUUUUAUUAUAAGUUGGUCCUAUUUACUCUUGGUUUGUUUGGAGAUAGCAGACUGCGUGAUUCACUCGCAGGAUCUUUGUUGUUCUUCUCGGAAGCGCAACGGGUGAACAUUCUGUGGGAAAGGAAUUCAGUCCUUGCUAGUCCUGUUAGUGCCUGUGGGGUUAGAAAUGUGAGCAGAGCGGUUACAGUCGAAACUGGCUUAGUUGGCGAGGCGAAGGUCAGUGCUCCUGCGAUUCCGGCCGUAGUGCUCCGCGAUAGAGUCAGUUAUAGUGGGCAGGCUAGCGCUAGAGUCGAGAGAGGUAGCGGGGGUCCUAUCGCCGUGCGUUCCUCCCUUCAGUCAGUUCACUCGCAGCGGUGCACGCACACCGCACGCAGUUCUCGCGCGCGCAACGAGAAGGUAUUCACGUAG